Molecule: messenger RNA, 1851 nt
Organism: Cylicostephanus goldi
Lineage: Eukaryota; Metazoa; Nematoda; Chromadorea; Rhabditida; Strongylidae
Source: the annotation of a GenBank genome assembly
UUGCUAAGUAUUUCACCUCAUCCUCAGAGCGAGUUAGAAGAAGCACGUAAGCAGAUUGAGUCCCUUUCCUUGUCUCUGAAACAAAAUCAGGCAGCUCUUGAAAAUUCCAACGCCCGUAUUUCGGCGCUUGUGCAGCGUAAUGAAGAGCUAGCCCGUACAGCUUUUGGUCAUCAUCAUCCUUCUGCCACAACAUCUUCUCUUCCUAAUGUAAACUGUUUGUUUUUCGCUUCCAUCAUUAUGUCCUGUUGCAUUCUUUACACUACUUCUCAGCCGGUAUGGCUAUGCCCACACGACCAAUCCGACCCCCUUAGCCGCAUACCGUUGUCCUACAAUUGCUCGUACCUGGUUCCCAACAUAACUAGCGCCCCUGUUACCACUACUCUGCAGGUUUAUCGACCCAACUCCAAGCGCUACGAUACUCCAGCGGUUUUGUGUCGAAUAGUUGAACAGUCCGUAGUUUACUCUGUCAAUUUUUUUGGAGCGCGUCGUCAAACACACAUAGAGACGUAUAAGACCGUCUCCGUAGAGCAUUGUAGACAAAUGAAACAACAUCAUAAGUGUGAAUUCGGCGCGAUGUUACCGUCCGGGGACUCAUUCAAAACUGACAACAAGCUUAUUUUCGAAUUUCCUUCCGCACCUUUCGGCUGUUGUACAGAACAUCGUACAAAGGUAAUCAAUUGCUACCUAACCCCAACAACCAUUCACGCGCGCCACGGCUCCAAGUUUCCCGAUACAGCGGUAGGAGACGUUCGACAUUGCUCUUAUAAAGAUGGAUCUUGUACACUCAAGGACGGAUCAGUCCUACUGUGGACUCCAACCCAGGAAGAGCUUUGCGCCUAUGUUCCUAUUUCUAAAAUGCGCGGUCAUCUUCUAGGUAGUGUCUGGAUAAGUGACUCGAAGGAGUUUGCUUUAUCAUGGCGCGAUGAGAGCCCAACCUUAGUAGACUGCCAAAACUCUCUGAUUAUCACCGACCAGGGUUAUGCAAUUACAAAGGUCAAACGGCUGAGGCGUAACACACAGCCGCAAGUCGGGAUCGUAACAUCAAAUCAACUGGCAGCGCAACUGUUAGCGGUAGAGGAUACAGUUCAGACUUCUGUCACUACACUGUUUUACCACGCUUUGGCUUCGCUGUGUGAUCGUACUAACUCUCUUGCCUUUUCGCUCCAUUCAUCCCUUAAGUCGGACCCAACUUAUACUGUGCGCAAGUUGCUCAAUCGACCCGAUGUGGCAGCUUCUUACUUGGGUAACGGUUUGGUACAAAUUCAUAACUGUAUACGAAUUCCCAACCCAAAUUAUCGUAUCUUACCGUUCAACUCCACUUGCUACAAUAAACCUCAGACCCAACUAACUUUACCUAGCGGAUCUUCCUGGUUCACAUACAUCGACCCUCACAACUGGGUACUCACUUCUGACGCGAAAUCAGUGCCUUGUGAUACUCUCCGCCCAUUCUAUUUUCCUCUUCCUGAUGGAGUUCUCCAGUAUGAUGCGAUAUCAAAUACCUUCUCUAAGAUCUCUAACUUGUCUAUUCGCAACAUCUCCUUCACAUCUACUCCGCAAGACAUUGAUUUCUUUCCUUCACUUACAAUCUUUCACAAUUUGGUGCUUACUAACAUUAGUGAACUCGUACAAGAACAUCAAUUACAAGAACUUUGGACAAUUCACAACUUUCACAAAAUCCUUGGGGCAAGUGGUAAUGGUUACUCUCCUCAUACUCCAUCGGACUCCUCCUACGCCAACAACGCUUCUUUUCUCAGCACCCUGAUUGGUCACGUUGACAAUCCUCAAAAACCUACUCCUUCUGUACUUCAAUCUGUCAUCCGGAGGCAUGUUGCCACGCAUGCUUGCUACUAA